AUGAAACUCUCCAGUAUAGGCAUAAAUGGGUGUUACCAAAAUGAAUUUCUCGACAACAUUUGGUCAUAAUGCAGCAGCUAUCUCGUAUCAUGGAAUUGUGGAUUCCGAUGAUUCGGAUGACUUUUAUGCAAAACUGUGCUCGCUGGAGGAUGUUUGGAAUGCUCGCGAAUGGGAAAUCACAUACCAAACUCCCACAUUCUACGACUCCUUUGUCAAAAAUGUCGCUGACACAAUCAACGCAUCGAUGCUGAAACCCACGCGACAAAAGGGAGGACUUGGGGAUUCCCUAUACACAAUAAACGACAAUGAAGCAGAAAACCACCUGUUAAAGCUCAAGACGGACCGCAAACGUGUGAACCUCGUAACGCUUAUUAAAAAGAGCCAUGAACUUGUGAAGGAGCAAUCAUUGACCAGGGGGAAUGCAGACUGUCAGAUGAAUGUAAGCUCCUGAAGAUAUCCCCAGAAAAGAGGAGAAAGAUGAAUCCUACGGAGAGAAGAGCAUACACCAAAAAAGCCAAAGAAAGUGGUCCCAUGUCACAAACACUUUCCACACUCUCCAUAUCACAUACACAGUCUGGGAUCUCUGGUAUCCCAGAAAGCAUUUUAUCUCAUCAGUUCUCUAAGGCCCAGAGGCUCUUGCGAAUGAACAAAGUUAGACGUGGCUUUGGGGUAAACGAUACUCUAUUGGUAGCAUCUGAUACAUCAGCGAAACCACAUGUUAUAAGGCAAUGCAAAAAUGGUACAUUCUGUUACGAUGAUGACUGUCCCGCAUACAACCAUUCCAGUCUUUGUGCUCACACACUGGCGGGAGUAGAAUUCAAGGGCAAACUCGUAGAUUUCGUAACAUGGCACAAGAAAACUGGUGUGCAGACAAGUGUGACAAAAAUGUGUACUUAUGGGCUGGAUGUUGGCAGUGAUGGUAAAAAGCCACAUCAACGAAAAAGAGCGAAGAAGACCAAGGGGACAGAGAACUUCAAUGUUGAACAUGUAGACAGACUGCAAACUCCAUCCCACAAUCGCCAGCCCGUGAAAAUGAAGAUUGUUCAAAGAAAUGGAGAACACGAAGUCUUGCAAGAAAGUCUAGCACAGACAGACGAAGGGCAUCGUGAGGGCAUCAAUUCGUAUUCUCUUGUGUUCCUGUCUGAUCAUCCCCGAGUGACAACUUGUACAGGAUGUGGAAUCAAAUUCGCUCGAAAGGCCGAUGGUGGACUCUUUCCUCCUCUGCAUGACGUCGCCAUUACACACAAAGAGCACCAACCCUGGAAAGAUAGAAAUAGCGGGAUCUUGAGAGUUGGAAAGGAACAGGCUGUCUAUUUUCAUGUAAAUAUCUCUUGCGUUCAGAAAGGAAACAGCAUCAGUAGAGCUACCUUUGACGGAGCACAAUUAGACAUUCAUCCCAUUGUCAAGCAACGUCUGAACAAGGAGCAUAAAGAUUUCCUCUUCCAGCAGCUGAACAUUUCACUAUAA
Molecule: messenger RNA, 1467 nt
Organism: Porites lobata
Lineage: Eukaryota; Metazoa; Cnidaria; Anthozoa; Scleractinia; Poritidae
Source: the annotation of a GenBank genome assembly